GAGUGAGUUCUAUUGCUAAGAUGAGCGAACAUGUUGCCAUCGAGCAUCGAGGUGUAUUCAAAAGCAGCUGCGCCAGCGGAGGAGGCUCAGUUGAUAACUGGAGGCUGGGGCUGUCGUAAUGCGAGGCGUGGCAACAUCUACAUAAUGGUCACCCUAAUACUCAUACUCCUGCACAUACUGCUGCUGCCCCUCUACGUCUACCUCACCUGGCACCACAAGUACUGGAGCAAGCGGGGCUUGAUCACGGCGAAGCCCUUGACUCUGCUGGGCACCUAUCCGGGUCUGCUUACCCGCAAGAGCAAUCUGGUCGUGGAGGUGCAAAACAUCUACAAUAAGUAUAAAAGCAAGCAUCGCGCUGUGGGCGUUUUUGUCACGAGACAACCCCAAAUCCUGGUGCUCGAUCCCAAGCUGGCCCAUGAGAUUCUCGUGGGCAACUUCCGCUGCUUCAAGGACUCGCUGACCAGCUCCUACAUACAGCAUGCCAAGUGGGACAAGUACGCCCGGCGUAAUCCCUUCUGGGCAUCCGGCGACACCUGGCGACGUCUGCGCUCCGAGGCUCAGGCGGGGCUAUCGGCGAAUCGCUUGAAGCGUGGCUACGGCAUUUGGGAGCAGAGCGGCCGGAAGCUGACCAAGUACAUGGCGGAGCACCUAAACAAUAAUAUGCUGGAGACCAGAGAUCUCUGUUUUCGAUAUACAGCCGAUGUGAUGUGUGAUUUCAUAUGGGGCAUCGAUGCGGGCACCUUGACCCACCACACGACAGAGCCCAACAAGGUGCAGCAGAUGGCCAGCAAGUGGACCAACUACGCCUUCUACAUGAUCUCCAUCUUUAUGGCAUCGAUCAUAGCUCCGUUUAGUCGGCUGCUGCUGCGCUUGCGCUUCUAUCCCAAGGACACGGAUGAGUUCUUUUCGAACCUGACCAAGGAGUCGCUUAACUUGCGCUUGAAGGCCGGCGAGGAGCCGCAACGCGUUGACUACCUAUCGCAUCUGCUGAGGCUGCGCGACGAGAAGAAUGCCUCGCACGAUGAUCUGGUGGGCCAUGCGCUAACCGUUAUGCUGGAUGGCUACGAUACCACAGGAACUGCGCUGCUUCACGCGCUCUACUAUCUGUCGGAGUUUCCCUCUGCUCAGCAAAAGCUGCGCACGGAGUUGCGCCAGAGCACGGAGCACGAGAAAUCCCUGGACUACGAUAAGCUAAGCCAGUUGCCCUACCUGGAGCAGGUUGUCUACGAAUCGUUGCGCUUGAGCAGUUUGAUACCUCAAUACACGAAAAUCUGCACAGAGUCCACGUUUCUACAGCUGAGCGAGACUAGGCGCGUGGAGGUGGAGGAAGGCAUGACCGUUAUGAUACCCAAUUAUCAGUUUCACCACGAUGCCAAAUACUUUCCCGAGCCGGAGGCAUUCAGGCCAGAACGGUUCAAUAAUGGGGAGCACAUCAAGCUGGUACAGCAGGGCAUUCUGUUGCCCUUCAGCGAUGGUCCACGCAUAUGCAUGGGUAUGCGCCUGGCUCUGCUGACACUCAAGUCCGCACUGUUUCACAUCGUCAGCAACUUUCAAAUUGUGCGCAGUAAGCAGAAGAUAGUCACGGAUGGAGACUCGGGCUUCGGGGUCGUACUGCAAGGUGAUAUCAAUUUGGAAUAUCGUCGCUUUGCUCGAUAGCAAUAGGUUUUCAACU
Molecule: messenger RNA, 1672 nt
Organism: Drosophila navojoa
Lineage: Eukaryota; Metazoa; Arthropoda; Insecta; Diptera; Drosophilidae
Gene: Cyp309a2
Product: Cytochrome P450 309a2
Molecular function (GO): oxidoreductase activity, acting on paired donors, with incorporation or reduction of molecular oxygen; heme binding; iron ion binding
Source: RefSeq, a predicted model, not a curated record